CCGCCGUACCCGCGCGUGUGCCAGGUCGGGGACCCGGCGCUGCGGGCCGUGGCGGGCCCUGUGGACCCGGCGCAGCUGGCGGGGCCCGAACUGCAGAUGCUGGUGCAGAGGUUGGUGCAGGUGAUGCGGCGCCGACGCUGCGUGGGCCUGAGCGCUCCGCAACUCGGGGUGCCGCUGCAGGUGCUGGCUUUAGAGUUCCCCGAGGCGUUCUUCCGCGCCUGCGCGCCGCCCCUGCGCGAGGCCCGCCAGAUGGAGCCCUUCCCCCUGCGCGUGUUCGUGAACCCCCGCCUGCGGGUGCUAGACAGCCGCCUGGUCACCUUCCCUGAGGGCUGCGAGAGCGUCGCCGGCUUCCUGGCCUGCGUGCCCCGCUUCCAGGCCGUGCAGAUCUCAGGGCUGGACCCCAAAGGGGAGCAGGUGGUGUGGCAGGCAAGCGGAUGGGCAGCCCGUAUCAUCCAGCACGAGAUGGACCACUUGCAGGGCUGCCUGUUCAUUGACAAAAUGGACAGCAAGACAUUUACGAACAUCUACUGGAUGGAGGUGAAUGAUUAAAAUUUUCCUGCUGCAUCUGAGGAUUCUGGAAAUGAAAACACAAACACUUGGGAUUUGAGCUGGGCAUGGCUUGCCUGUUAUCAACUUGAUAUUGGGUUGGCUCUGACAGAAAACAGAAUUGCCAAACCAGGUUGGAGGAAUAUAUAAAAAAUGUUUGCCCUGAAAUCAUCCAUGGACAAAAUACUGCCUUCAACGUGAAAAGAAAAUGAACUCCCCCAAAGAGUAGACAUUUUCUGAUGAUUUUGUGUGGUAAAAAGUGGGGCAAAUAGGGCGCCUGGGUGGCUCAGUUGGUUAAGCGACUGCCUUCGGCUCAGGUCAUGAUCCUGGAGUCCCUGGAUC
This is a messenger RNA of Leptonychotes weddellii (Weddell seal), 888 nucleotides long. Lineage: Eukaryota; Metazoa; Chordata; Mammalia; Carnivora; Phocidae. The record is from RefSeq and is a predicted model, not a curated record.